GAAGAUAAGCUGUAUUAACGAACGAGAAAUUUCUCGUUUAUUUCAAUUUAUUUAUUAUUGUAAAUUGUACUUGUAAUUAGACGAAAAUGAAGUACUUUUUCAACAGCUGGCGAAUUGUCGUGCGAUGAAAUACAACCACACAUUUUUAGCGGUAAAAUUUAAAAAUGAUAUGAAGAGAUAUUCGCAUGAUGAUCGGAUAAUGGUAUCAUCGGUAAUAUCCACACAUGACGCUGACUUUUUCAACAGUUUGUAUGAUAAUAUUUGCUUAAUAGCUGAUAAAACCUGGGCAUUUGAUAAACAACAUCAUUAUCGUAAAUUAAAUCAACGCUUGUGGGUUCAGAAUUUCAAGUGGAUUGAAAAGUAUUACGAUAAAAGUUCACCACGUCGUGUACGUGACGUAAUUCCUGAUUCUUUGUUGGCACAAUAUGGUAACUAUAAGUAUAAUGAGGCCCGAGAGAGUCUGUAUAAAUCAAGCCAGGAAACAUCUAUAUUUCAUAGUGUAAAUUUACAUUCACCGGAUAAACCAACUGAGCCAUGGAUGCUUGAUGAAGUUGAAAAAUGGUUUGCCCAUUUAACGCUAAAAAGUUCAUUAAACGGGUUAAAGGGUAUCAGCUUCUUCGAUGAAAGCAUCAAGCUAACUACUGAUAAUGAUGAAUAUUACGACAAAUGUUGUCCAUUGCUUUACACAAUCGACAGUGCCACUGAGUUAGAACUACAAAGACGUAUUGCUAAUGACAGUGUUAAAUGCCUGUGGAGGUCAAAAACGACGCCAGCAAAAACACCGUCUAAUCACGAACAAGUAACACAAGGAUACGAUUGUUCACGCGUUAAUCAGCAACACCAGCUGCGUGAUAAUGAUCAUAAAAGACUUACAAGUGAACGAAAAAACGACGAUGAAUCAUUUAGCAAAUGUUUUCAGUGUCCUUCUGGCGUUAAUAAAAAAAAAUUGCCUGAUUAUGAAGAAAAAGACUGUAAAAUAUUCCAGAAAUCGUUACCUUUGUUGAGCCCAGAAGUACCGGAGUUCUUUCCUAAAGAAAUGAUUGUAGGCCCUACACGUCUGGAUGUUCGCUAUGAGUCAUCAGUACCUCUACCUCUCCAUUAUAUUCCAUUAACGUCCUCGUCAGCCACAGAGAGAAAUUAUUAUCAUGAUAAGUUAUUUCCUGUUAUUAGCAGUAGACCACAGUUGCCAAACUUCAACGCGAUUUUUCAAAACCCGGGUAUUCCACUAGUUACAUCGCCUAUAAUGACCCCGCUGAUCAGAUCACCUCACCACUGGAUUCCACGAAUAGCUCCUCCUUUACAAAUUCAAAUUCCUGUCUGUUGUUCAAUAGUUCCACAUCAGAAUAUUGCGUCAUUGCAAUCAAUUUGUCCUAUUAACCAUCACCGGCCGUCACCAAUUCAACUAAACGAUAAAAUAAUACAAUCAUCGCCGUCGGCUAACAAUUUUAAUAAUCAAUCGGCGAUUCCUGUUUAUCAACAGCCUCCUGAGUUGUACCAUCAUGAUUACAAGCGUAAAUCUCACGGCGUUGAUUUUAAUAAUUUGAUACUGCUCACGAAGAGUGCCAUGAAAGUGAGAAGAAACCAGUCAAAAAAUCCACAGCAGAGUUCAAGUUUCAUUUUGGAAUCACGCCAGUCGAAUUUGAAGUCUGAAGACGAUGUACUUCAAUGGCUGAAUAAAGGUUAUCAAAAAAGAGCUAAAGAGUUCAUAAAUAUUAAUUCUCUUGAUACAGAUUUGAAUGAAUUUGCUGGAAAGUUAGACAAUGGUGAUAAUGACAAAUUUGAUAACAACGCUGAUUUGUUGGAACAUGAUAAUAAUGAUGAUGAAUCAGUGAUUAAUAAUGAAACCGAAAGUUUAAAAGUAUGAAAGUGUUUUAUAUUGUUAAGUGUUUUUGUAAAUUAGAAAUAUUUUAUGGUUAAUACUUGUUAAAUAACACUUAAUUGUUCUUCAUUGUUUUUUAACAUUUCUUCUUUAGUCUAAUAAUUGAUUUAAAUGUAUGUUUGCUUUGAAGAAGACACACGUUUUCUCCGAACGUGAGAAAAUUUGAACAUUUUGGCGAACAUAUUAUAUAUUCGAAGCAAAAAGGUAAAUUUUGAUCACUUUAUUAAAAUUUUAGAUAACUUAUUCUAAUUUGACAUUAUUCGACGUAUAAAUUAAAAUCAAAAACUGUUUCUUCUCUUAUUUUGAUUGAGUAAUUUACGAUUCUUACAUACACACUAACAAAUGACAAAUUAUGGGUUAGCUCACGUCAAUAUAAAAUUAUAAGAUCAAUAAAUAAUUGGAACAUGUAAAAAGUCAUUCAAUUAUAAGUUGAAAACUUUUACAAGUACAGUUUCAAAAGUUAGUACCAUCAAGAUAUAAACUUUCUAAAUUGACGGUACGUUUUGUACUUUGAAGAGGAAUAGUUCUUGAAAAUACAGGGUUUGUGCUAACCCAUGAGAGGUGAAGUUGUGAACUACAGAAGACAUAGUUCCAACUAACAAAGUUUUUGAGAAACCAUACUGUUGACUCAUACCGAUCAAUAGAAAGUCUUAAAUCCGUGCUUCAAAAGCUUGAAAAUUAUUUUACAUUUUUACAAUGUAUGUAUGUUAGGUCAUUAUUGAUAAAUCCGAGUGUAAUACUAAUUUUUUUUGCACACGUACUGUAUAGAGUCAUUAUUUUAGAAGUGCUAGCGUGUGCAUCAUUACGUUCCCCUAGCUUUUGCAUAAUUAAUUGAAUCUACCCCGGAAUUCAUGCUUCAGAGGUUUUCCAACUACUAUCCAGUAAUUACGUUUAAAACACUUAGGGGGGCUAUCUGUAUUAAAGACCAAAAUCAAAAACUGCAGGGUUUAUUUGCUUAGCAACUAGUAAUUUCCUAGAAGUGGACUAUUGAUUUUGAAAUUAAGGUAUUUCUGUAAGGUAGGAGCGAACAAAAUAUAGCGUAACCAACCCUGAGAGCUAGCCCUAAAACUUUUCGCUGUCGACAAGCUAUCUGAACUCGGAAGUAUUAGAUAUAUACCA
Messenger RNA from Cotesia glomerata, 2998 nucleotides. RefSeq lists its product as uncharacterized. The record is from RefSeq and is a predicted model, not a curated record. The transcript is spliced from 5 exons. Bases 125 to 1864 code for a protein of 579 amino acids. NCBI's taxonomy places the organism in Eukaryota, Metazoa, Arthropoda, Insecta, Hymenoptera, Braconidae.